AUGGAUACGACAUACAAGACAAACAAAUAUCGUCUUCCGUUGCUUGAGAUCGUUGGAGUCACGUCCACUGGUUUGACAUUUACAGUCGCUUUUGCAUUGCUUUCAAGUGAACGCCAAAAUAAUUUCACUUGGGCAUUGGAAAUGUUUAGACGAUUACUAUUGACAACAGAGGGCGGUCCACGAGUUGUUGUCACUGAUAGAGACAUUGCUUUGAUAAAUGCCAUUACCAAUGUCUUCCCUGAUUCAUAUCGUAUGCUUUNUACAUUCCACAUUAUGAAGAAUGUGAAAGCGAAAUGCAAGAUGUUAGUGGAUAAUGCUGAGGCAUGGGAUGGGUUGAUGGAACUAUGGCAAAAUGUGAUGGAUUGUGACGACCAGUCCAAGUUUGGUGGUUAUGUUUAUCGUUUUGAGUAUGCCUGUGCUGCGUGGCCUUUAUUUUUUGAUUAUGUCAACCGUACUUGGAUCAUGCAGUAUAAGACAUGCUUCGUCAAGGCGUGGACAAACAGAGUCAUGCAUCUAGGCAACACUACAACAAACAGUAUUAAUGUGUUUAGUCACAGGGUUGAGUCUGCGCACUGGAACCUGAAGAGAUUAUUGGGAUCUAGUAUGGGAGACCUAUGCUCGUGUUGGGAUUCUAUGCAUAAUGUCAUUGUCCUACAGCAUAAUAAGAUCAUAGCGUCCUUUGAAAAAAGUAUUAACUUAAAGAGUGAUGCUUAUAAAGCACUGAGAUAUAAAAGACUUGUUGGACGUGUUUCACGAUACGCUCUUGAACUUAUUGCUGAUGAAGUAGAGCGAGUGAAUAAAAUAGGUUUGGACAGUGGUCGUUGUGGAUGCAUUUUGAGCUCAACGUAUGGCCUACCAUGUGCUUGUAUUUUAGCACGAUAUGAGCCUGAAAUGAUUCCUAUUGGUGAAAUACAUGUUAUCUGGACCCGUUUAAGCAUUUCAAGAACUGUGUCUACUGAAUCACUUCCAGAGUUUAGCCUUGAUCGUGAAGUUAAACUGGUACAGGAACGAUUCAAAAAUGUUGACAUUGGUGAAAAAGUCAACAUAAGACAUAAGAUGCUAGAAAUUGUUUGCCUAGAGAUGACAUCUAUGCUUGCUCCGGCGCAUAAAGUGAAGACAAAAGGUGCACAAAAGACUAAAGUUGCACGGCAUGAGAGGUCUACGAAACGUGACCCAUCAUAUUUUGAGCACGUUGACACUUUUAUUUUCAGGACAGAGCCUUCUUCUUCACAAAAAUCUCAAGUCAAAUCGAAGCCGAAAGAAUUUGCGCGAAGUGAUGUACCAUUCUUAAAUCAAUUUCAUCUGAUUUGUCAACCAUACAUUGUCGAUGUUGUUGAUGUUGUUGCCGAUGGUCAUUGCGGUUAUCGAUGCAUUGCUACUUUGUUGGGUCUUGGUGAAGAGGCAUGGCCUACUAUCCGACAUAACCUUUAUGAAGAACUAACUCAGUGGCGUGAUGAAUACGCAAAUUUAGUAGGAAGCUACGAUUGA
Molecule: messenger RNA, 1488 nt
Organism: Vigna radiata var. radiata (mung bean)
Lineage: Eukaryota; Viridiplantae; Streptophyta; Magnoliopsida; Fabales; Fabaceae
Exons: 2
Coding region: 1-1488 (495 amino acids)
Biological process (GO): regulation of DNA-templated transcription
Source: RefSeq, a predicted model, not a curated record